UAUCCGCCCUUAAAAGCCACAAGAAGAAGAAUAAGCAUCUCGAAGUGAAAGUGAAUAAUGUGGAGAAAAAUAGUUUAUAUUUAAAAGCCUCGAACAAGGAACAAGCUUCUGGUUCUGAUUAGUCUUGUAUGACGUGUUAAACGUGGAUGAAGUUAUGGAUUCUCAAACGAGCAGUUUAAAUGCUGAGGUUAAUCAAGAAGAUGUAAAGAAUGAUGCUCCAAAAACUAACCUCACAGAUGAAAGUGAUGAACUCUGUUUUGAACCACAAACGUCUGGCGCUACAGGAUACAGUACACAAACAGAGAACACACAUGAUGAUGUGUCUUCCCAGAAUUUGAUGGACUGUAGGUCUGCAGGUGACACGGAUGAAGCUGUGCUCACGUGCAGCAAAAGUAACACAGCUCCAACACAGUGUUCUAAUGGGCAGAAAUCUAAGAGGCCCAGUUCACCAGGUCCUCACCCCUCUAAGACAACCUGUGUUGCUGCACACACUACCAAUACAAAACUCCCUCCCUGUCUUAGUUUUAGUUCCAAAAACCCAGAGUGUACCCCCAUUGAUGUGGAGAUGCUCAGUCCUGAUAGUCCAGUCUGUAAAACCAUGUUCAACAACUCUGCAGACCAGGAUUGUGAUGGAGGUUUUUGUGCAGAGCACUCUGCCUUUGCAAAGGCUCAGGUAAUGGAAUCUCAGCAGACUAUCAAAGACUCUGAUCCAGGAAGUUCAACCAAAGAAAGAGAACAUCUUCCUGCAAUCGGAUCCGAGGAUGCUGAAAUAGCAGACCACAGUGGGUCAUCUAAUAUGAGCCAGGACUUAAUUGAAAGCCAGCCAGAUACAAUUUUGCAAAGUGUUUCAUGCCCAUCACAUAACAUUGAGACAAAAUGGCAGGGGACGCCCAUAGAUGAGCUGAACAGACUACCCCAGUGUGCCCCUCCUCUGUCCCACCUGAAAUCAGCACCUCAUCACACUGUCACAGUCAGGACAGAUCUCCUCAGGGAGGGAGAAGUCCCUGUCCCAUACCCUACCAAGUUCAAGGAUGCAUGGGAUGAUUUGUCAGUGAAGAUGCCCUGCUCUGAGAAGAAUCUGUUUCCUAUGGAGACCGAGGAUGGAAAUGGCGUCCAAAGUCGAUGGGACCUGAUCCGCACUGCUUUGCAGAGGGGGUUCAAAAGUUGUCUGGAUGUGAGGGAUGCAAUCCUUAGGUAUAACACAGCCCAUGCAAAGAAAUGGGACUUCACUGCCCUGAACCUUCUUUGUACAGAGUGUCUUGAACAUUGUGAGGUACAGCAACUGUUUGAUACCGUACUACCUGCUAUGGUUGAUCUUGCACUUAAAGCUCCUCGGCUGUGCACAAUGCCAAUUCCUUUACUUAAGUCAAGGAUGAAUCAGUCUCUGACCCUUUCUCAGGAGCAAAUAGCCUGUCUUUUGGCCAACGCCUUCUUCUGCACAUUCCCUCGACGCAACUCCCGCAAGUCCGAGUAUGGCAAUUAUCCUGAGAUCAACUUCUACAGGUUGUUUGAAGGUCCUUCACCAAGAAAAAUUGAGAAAUUGAAAACUCUGCUGUGUUACUUCAGGAGAGUUACAGAGACUACACCCAAGGGUCUUGUUACAUUUACAAGACAAACACUAAGCAAUCCACCAGACUGGGAAAGCUCUCAGACUCAGCUGACACGCCUGCAUAUCACUUGUGAAGGGACAAUUGAGGAACAUGGAUAUGGAAUGCUCCAGGUGGACUUUGCCAACAGGUUUGUAGGUGGUGGAGUCACAGGACAUGGGCUGGUCCAAGAAGAAAUCAGGUUCCUUAUCAACCCUGAACUCAUUAUCUCUCGCCUCUUUACUGAAGCUCUUGAAUACAAUGAAUGCCUCAUCAUCACAGGAGCUGAACAAUACAGUAAAUACUCUGGCUAUGCUGAGAGUUACAAAUGGGUGGGUAUCCACAAAGACGAGACACCCAGGGAUGACUGGCAGAGAAGAUGUACAGAGAUUGUGGCCAUUGAUGCUCUUAAAUACAGGCACUUCCUGGAACAGUUUCUGCCCGAGAAGAUGACCAGAGAACUCAACAAGGCAUACUGCGGAUUCCAUCGAAAUAAUGCCAACAGGAAGCACCUCUCUGCAGUGGCCACAGGCAACUGGGGCUGCGGAGCUUUUGGCGGAGACACACGGCUCAAAGCGCUGAUUCAAUUCAUGGCAGCAGCAGAGGCUGGGCGAGAUGUGGCGUAUUUCACAUUUGGAGAUGCUCAGCUGAUGAAAGAUGUUCAUGAAAUGCACGCUUUCCUCACAGAGAGUCUGGUCACCGUUGGUAAGAUUCACACAAAAGACGUUUGUGGCAAAGCUGUGGUCACUCAGUAGAAUUAUUAGAAACAGGAACUUUUUGCUUUUGU
Molecule: messenger RNA, 2373 nt
Organism: Pundamilia nyererei
Lineage: Eukaryota; Metazoa; Chordata; Actinopteri; Cichliformes; Cichlidae
Gene: parga
Product: poly (ADP-ribose) glycohydrolase a
Exons: 17
Coding region: 155-2341 (728 amino acids)
Biological process (GO): regulation of DNA repair; ATP generation from poly-ADP-D-ribose; carbohydrate metabolic process
Cellular component (GO): cytoplasm; nucleus
Molecular function (GO): poly(ADP-ribose) glycohydrolase activity
Source: RefSeq, a predicted model, not a curated record